UAGAAAAUUCUCGAGGUGAUUUGCAUUGGAUAAGUAAGCUGUGUAAAGUAGAUUGUAAUUCGGAACAUUCAAUCAAGCAUUAGUUGAGGUCGGAUUUAUUCUUAUUGCUGAACAUAAAGUCGUGUUAUAAAUCAGAAGAAAAAUGGAGGGAACAGAUCAAGACGCAAUUUUCACCCGUCUUAACUCGAUUUACGUAAAUCUGAACGGAAAUUCGCUGCGUGACGUGUCAUACCGCAGUCCGGCACGAAAGAUUUUUGGCCAGAAGAAUAACAUGCAGGUCAAAAAAGACGCAUUCGUGAGCGGCUACAAAAAUCUGUGCAAAAUAGAUCAGGAGUUCGAGUCCGAUGUGGAAUCGAAGAAUGACAUUGUUAAGAAAUGCAUAUGCGAGCGUCCGAUGAAGCCCCUCGAGUGUAGUCGCUGCCGCCACUACUUCCGUGGACGUGUUGCCACAAUAUGCGAGAAGCAUCCAAUGGAGACUUUCCUGAUGGACUUUCGCCAGUGUCCCUACUGUUCGGCGAGUCGCGACAAGAUCAAGGAAUCUGAUUUGACCUGUGAUCCGAGAUCUGAGAUCCGUAAGAUAGAGAACGCUUAACUACCCGAUGAUUCUCUGUAAAUCAAGUUUGAUACUCGCUACAAGCAUAAUUGGUUUACAUUCGAAAAUAUAUCAGACGUGCUUAAAUUACACAUGUCUUUAUUCAAAGUUUUGAUGUUCGGUUUUUUUUUGUCUAGAACGAAAUAUAACA
Messenger RNA from Drosophila miranda, 743 nucleotides. RefSeq lists its product as uncharacterized. The record is from RefSeq and is a predicted model, not a curated record. The coding region runs from base 143 to 592 and encodes 149 amino acids. The transcript is spliced from 3 exons. NCBI's taxonomy places the organism in Eukaryota, Metazoa, Arthropoda, Insecta, Diptera, Drosophilidae.